UUGAAAAGAUCGCCAAUAGGCUUCCAAUUCCACGUCCUCUUGACUCGCAUCCCAUUCCAUCCCCUUUGAAAAGAUUUGACACAAAAGGAGCGUCUACGUCGAGUUUCCCGAAAAAACAAGUACGAUGAAAGUACAAUAACGAUUUCAUGGCGGCGCCGUGGCAACCGGCCGCUCAUUGACGUUUUCAUGGCGGCGAUACACGUUAAGCGCGAUUCCUUCUUUGCUCGCUUCAAACCUCGACUAUCACAGCUAUUUUACCAUAAAUUGGUUAAAGUUGGAAACAAACCUCGUCCUCCAAGCGAUAAAGAUUCGGUUUCUGGACCAGGUAAAAUCGAUAUUUCUAAAUGGCGAAAGAUGGAUUCCAGAUCACUGGGAAUAACCCGAGUAAUGGUGCCUUCUUCUCCCUAUACUCUUCUAAAGAUUCUCCGAAGCAGAGGAUUCGAAGCCUAUUUGGUUGGUGGUUGUGUGAGGGAUUUACUUCUAAACAGACCGCCCAAAGAUUUUGAUGUUAUUACUACAGCUGAUCUUAAUCAGAUUAAAAAGCAGUUUCAUCGUUGUAUAAUUGUUGGACGCAGAUUUCCUAUAUGUAGAGUGCAUAUAAAGGGAUCGGUUAUCGAGGUCUCCAGCUUUAAGACGUUGGCGAAAGAUUCUGAAGAAAAAGAAAAAUUUCUUGUAUCUCAAAUGCCUAGAGGCUGUGACAAGUUUGACCUUAAUCUCUGGAAAAACUCUAUGCAUCGUGACUUCACUGUUAACAGCUUGUUCUUUGACCCUCUAAACUACAAGAUAUAUGAUUACAACAAUGGAAUGAAAGACAUACUGGAGCUAAAGCUACGAACAUUAGUACCUGCUCAUGUGUCAUUCACAGAGGACUGUGCAAGAAUUCUUCGGGGACUGAGAAUUGCCGCUCGUCUUGGAUUAUCAUUUUCAAAGGAUAUCGAAUCCGCAAUUCAUAAACACGUGUCGUCUAUUUUGAGUUUAAGCACGUUUAGGAUAAUGAUGGAGAUGGAUUAUAUGCUUUCAUACGGGGCUGCAGAAUCUUCGCUCCGUCUACUUCAUAGAUUUCACAUUCUCAAGAUUUUGCUACCAAUUCAGGCGGCGUACAUUUCCAGACAAACUACUGGACCUAAGCAACGUACCAUGAUGUUGAUGAAAUUGUUCUCUCAUAUGGAUGAGCUUGUUAGUUGUGAUCAGCCAUCCACCUGUUGCUUAUGGAUUGGACUUUUGGCUUUCCAUCAGGCACUACUAAACGGACCCCAACAUCCGUUUGUCGUAUUGACUUUUGGUUGUGUUCUAUAUCAUCAAAGUUGGGUAGAUGGCCUCAGGUUUGCAAGGAAAUAUUGUCAACCACUCGUCAGCUUUGACCCUGAAACUUCAGAUCCGUAUGAGUUCAUUUCUGAUGACGAGGUUGCUAAAAAAGUAACGAUGUUAGCAAGGCGGGUGAUAAAUUCGAUCGAUGUUUUGGUGGAUAUAGAUACCCUGCACAAAACAAUGUCCAAAUUCUCCGGUUUUCCCUGCCGUGGUUUGGUUUUCGUAUCCAAGAAUUCUGCUCACGGUGCUGCACAACUCUUUCACGUUCUUGCACAUAAGGUAGAAACUUACGAUAAAGGAAGAAGUUCGUUUGAGAUGAAUCAUCAGUUGCUUGGAAAAGGCGAUGCUUUAGAGACUAGAUUUGCCCUAGGAAAGAUCAUAAUGAAUACUAUGGGAUGUACGGUUAAUUUAGAUAACCACUUUGGGCCACCUGAAAAUGUACAUUUUACGCCAUCUGAUUCAUGUUUACAAAAAGCGAAUGCAAAAUCAAGCACCAGUCAGAAGCAAAAUGCUUAUACAGAGGAAAAAGUUGAAGAUAUUGAGAUACUCGGUACUUCCGGUCUAAAAACAGAGGGUCCCACAAGUAACAGUAAGAAGAAAAAUGCAGCCAUAGAUAAAGAGAUCAAAGAUUUUGCAGCUACAGAUCACUCAAUAGGGAAACCAGAAGAAAUGCGCGUGUCUGAUUCACCUACACAGGAACUUAUGACCACACCGGAACCUUGUUUGCACAAUGGAAACCAUAACCGAAAUGAAAAGCUUCCAUCUCAAUUAGAAGCUCAAAACGCUAACGAAAAAGUCAACGUAGUCGCAGAAGUGGAAGUAGAUCAGUCAACAUUUAAAGAACAAAGUGUAAACAGAAAGGAAAAAUGGAAACAAGUGUUGCCGUUAUCUUCUCUUUUCAAGUAAAUGACACCACAAAUCUGUUAUAGGCAUUAGUUACUUCUUUGAGUUAUCAUUUUAUAAAAUUAGAACAGUUCAUUUUUAGGCUCAUAGUGUUAUUUUAAAAAAUUAAGUAGAGCUAACAGCAUGUGAUUUAGCAAAUGUUUGUAUUGUUUCUUUGUCUUCCAUUUUUCCCAGUUGGGAAGAUUUUGUUUUUGUAGACAUUUUUUACAUCAAAGACUUGUUUUUAGUGGGGAAA
Messenger RNA from Helianthus annuus (common sunflower), 2446 nucleotides. RefSeq lists its product as uncharacterized. Gene Ontology annotation, molecular function: RNA binding; nucleotidyltransferase activity. Lineage: Eukaryota; Viridiplantae; Streptophyta; Magnoliopsida; Asterales; Asteraceae. The transcript has 16 exons. The coding region runs from base 187 to 2214 and encodes 675 amino acids. Gene Ontology annotation, biological process: RNA processing. The record is from RefSeq and is a predicted model, not a curated record.